UUCUCUCUCUGUUUCUUCUUUUAAUCUUGUAAGAUUCAUAAGAUAACUAUUCAUCGGUUUAAUGCAUUGCGUUUGGUAAUCACUGACGUCUUUUGCGAUUCGACUUGCCAUUGUUAUUCUUAUUCGAUAUUAUGACGACGCGAAGGUACAUGUCGUCACAAUCUCGUUAAAACCGGCAUUGUUUCGAGGAACGCCAGUGGAUGGUAGUCGCCAGAAAGCGCCGUACUGGUAUUUGGCAAAGCGUGACAACGUCGUCGACGUUGCAUCUCCGGUUAGUCUGCGACUAGGUCCAGGUAGCCCAGAGGCUACAGGGGGGCAGCCUCCUAUAUCUCUAUACCUUUUCCUCAGUCUGGUCUUUCGCUGUCGUCUCCGCAGCGUCCGUCCUCUCUUACGCUCGCCGCUUGUUCGCUCGCGUUUCCGCACGCGAGCGAGGUGGAAGGAGAGAGAAGGGGCAAAAGACGCUUUUAGACACGGAGCGUCCACGAGCGUCGCGACGCCUUGAGGAGCAGUAGUCGCGUAUCUUAGCUUCCACCUUGCCGGCUCACACGGGCAACUUGUAACGUUUGCGAUUUGAACGUCUACAAACGAACGUCGAGACGUCAUAUUGUUUUACACGCGCCGUCCCUUUACGCUGUCUCUCGUAAGAUCUCGCUGCCUGGAGAGACAGUUUCGCAGACCGCACGACAGUGAACGAGUUCUCGUUUGAAGUGUCUUUUUAAUUUCUACUUUCUAAACGAGAUUGAUCGGUAUCGGAGCUUUUUAACCGGUCGUUGUCGAUCGUAAAAGUUGCCGUCUGCUUUAUACGUCGCGUAAUAGAAAUAAAUAGCUUUUUGUCAGUCUCUCUAAGCUGAUUCUCCGAAUUUCUGGUUGAAGCCAAUCGCGCUUGGCAUUCGACCGUUUCGUUGCUCGUACAGCAACGGAAUUAUUGUCCAAGAGAGAACUGCAUAUCAUCGUCCGGUUUCACCAUUCGAUCUCGCGAUAUUUCUUUUGGUGAUGAAGUGUUGAAGUAAAAAUGGCAUACGCAUGCCUUGUGCGAAGCGUAUUUGUUUCGCUCGAUGUGUCUUCCAGUCACAAGUGAGGUGAUGAGUCGUCGCGAGUGAGAGGGGAAAAGGAUAUACUCGUAUAUCCCAGCUGGCAUGGUAGAGUAAUUGCUUCACGGGGUGGUGGACGGUUGUCCGCAAACCGUCCCUCGUCAUCAUCGCACGUCACCGGAGAGACACAAUUUCGCGAAGGUGGUUCGCGUGGCGAGACGGGACAAGGACGCGACGAUGGCGGAGCGUCCCGAUGGAGGCAGGAGACGCUCGCGUCGCGACAGUGCGGACUCGAUACGCGGGACACCGCCUACGUCCAAAGAUCGCAGGACUAAACGGUCCAAUAAGCCCGUCAAGGAGCGAUGGCUGCUCACCAGAAAGACGUGGCGGUACAUGGCCGACGCCGGCCGACGUCUCAUUCCCGAUGGUACCCACAAUCGUCCAGAGGACAUACCAAAGAUCGAGCAAUACUUUCAAGAGGUGUGUCAGAAAGAGCCGCGCUUUCUACUUUGGAGGAAGGCCUCGUAUCCUGGCAGUCUGGGCUUUCGCACUCAGCGACGUCGCAGACAGAUCAAAGGCGGCAGCUGUCGGACCCAGGCUAGCUCGGCCGACGAGGCCGAUGACGCCAGGAGUUCGCCGCAGAACUUGGUCCUUUGCGCGACCACGUCUGGCAAGUUUGACCUGGCGAAGGCGAAGAGAGAGUGGCUGCUGACGUCAAGUGGUAGCAACGGCGGCGACGGCGGUGGCGGCGAUGCUGCUGACGAUGGCAGCACGCCAUCGAGUCCGAUAACGCAUCGCAAGAUACCUCAGGAGGACUCCGAGGCCAAAGAGCUAGCCGACAUGCUACAAAAGUACCUUAACAUGCAGGCUGACCCCGCGGUCAAUCCGGAGAGGGUGGCCAUCAAGUCAUCGCAGGGAGCGGUUGAACAGAUGGAAGGGAAAGAGCCCUUCGAUUAUCGUAGUUUGAUAGAUAAGCUGCAGCAACAUCUAAAUACGAUCGUUGCCGAGGCAAAGCGCGAGAAGGUUUAUCCUAGUCAGAGUACUUCUGGCGGAAAAGAUGUGGUUCCAACAUCCAUGUUGCCAUAUCAGGGCGAUUACGUUCAUAAAUCAUUAAUGGAAACGUUGAGUCGUUACUAUAGCAAAUCAUCUUCUCGGGAGCACGUAAUAUCCGAUAUCUUGACAGAUCGAAAGCUCCUCGAGAAGCUGUAUUUCGAUUUGAGAUGUACUAGAGGCUUCAGGGGUCCUCGAGCGACCGGUGCGUACACCUCGCCGUCCGCUCGAUGGUGGGCUCCUAUUAAGGAAUCUGGUAAUCGGUCACCCAGAAGAGACCCGCUCUCUCCACCGCCUCUAAUCGCUGUUCAGGAGCCCAGCACCGAUCGAACCUUUCUCGAUGGUGGCGUGCAAACCGACCCGAUUUCUCAAGAUGUUCUCGACAUGUGUUUAUCGGAGAAGGAAAAGGAAGAGUCCUUGCAAAAGGAGCAGAUGUCGCACAAGUCCAGCAGCGGACGAAGACGCAGUAGCGUCGACAACGACGACGUUUCACCGUCCGUGAGUGACACCAUCAAGAGGUACCUGCGGAUGGCACGGAAGAAGUCUAUGGACGCGGACAAGAUCGACCGAUUUAAGCGGGUUAACUACGAUCGGAAUUUACGCAACAUCAAAGCCAAGGGUGAAAUUACCAAGCCCGGCGACGACGACGGCAAUAACAAGGGCUGUCAGACGGAGGAUAAUUGGAUUAUGCAUUAUCGCGAGAUGUCCUUCUCCGGUCCCGGUGAAGUCCCGUCCGAGAAUUUGUCGGACGCUGACACGACGACAUCCCCGCCAGUCAGCAGAAACGCCAGUUCUAGAAGCAGCAUCGACGCCGGCCUCGGCUCCGAAGAGGCCUCCACCCCCGUUAAACAUCCUCAUCACCAUCAAUCCUUCCUGUCCCAUCUCCUGCAUGGUUCCAACGCGCAUAAGGAUAAGCCGCACUCGGCACCCGGUUCGCCGGCACUUACGUCAUCGUCCGCCAAUUCCGCAGGUGGCACAGCGAUGCAGAAGAGCAAGUCCUCGAGUAACGUGGUGCAUCACGGCAGCCGGCUGGUGGCAAAGAAGAUUUGGCGAUCCAGGAGCAAGAGCACAUCGAGGGCAUCGCAUCAGCCGUCUGUGUGGACACCUCAGGGAAAAUGUACGUGGGCGGGCACAGGAGGCCGGCGUGUAACUCUACAUGAUACAUCGCUGCGAACGCUGUCCGAUAUCGAGAAGAAAGUCCUGUGCAAGGUAGCCGUAGCGAAGCUUCAAGCUCUCAAUCUGGGCGUACAUAUUAGGCCACCGAGCGAAUCGCUCGGCCCUGGGUCAGUGACCACGAAGCCAAAGAGGCGGGCGUAUUUGCUAAAGAGGAAGGCACUCACAACGGGCUUCUUCGACAACAAAGGGAAAGAUGAGAAAGAAAAAGACGUUGGCGGUCUGGUGUUUGGUAUACCUCUGUCACAGUGCAUAGAGAAUGAUAGGAUUGCCAGGAUUGCCGCUGGAGAGGUCACCGAUGUCGGAUGCUUGAGCAGAAGUAGCAGGCACGGUAGUAGGACCAGUUUCUCUAGUCUUAUAGAAACACCGAUGACUGUAGCAGCAAAAACGGAAGAGGGAGGUUCCUGCGAGUCCCUGUCGUCGAAGGGUGGUGCUCUUACAGGAAGCGAUCCCGGAGUACUCGAGCUGAGUGACAGUAGCGGAGGAGGUCUGGCGAAUGAAUGGGAUAUGGUACCAGGUAUCGUGAGGCAAUGCAUUAGACACCUUGAAGCCACCGGUCUUCGGACUCUGGGCGUGUUUCGCGUAUCACCCUCGAAGAAAAGGGUGAGGCAGUUAAGAGAAGAUUUUGAUUGCGGUCGGGAGACAAAGAUAGGUCCCGAUCAAUGUCCCCACGACGUAGCUACCCUCUUGAAGGAAUAUUUCCGUGAUCUGCCAGAUCCCCUGCUCUGCAGGGAUCUAUAUCAGGCCUUCGUGCAUACUCAAAAAAUCAGAAACAGGCGACUGCAGCAAGAGGCCUUGCAGCAUCUCAUUCAGCUUCUGCCCACGCCCAAUCGCGAAACUCUUUGGACACUUCUCAACUUUUUGAGUGCCGUUGCGGCGCACAGUGAGGACCAAAAGAAUGAGGCGGGAGAGUGGAUCCCAGGAAAUAAAAUGGACACGACGAAUCUCGCGACUGUGUUUGCACCGAAUAUUUUGCAUUGCGUCAAACCGAGUCAAAUGAGAUCGGAGCUCUCAUCGGAGAGGGCCGAGGAGAGAAUAGACGUGAUAAACGUGGUGCGAACACUUCUGGAACACACGUCGACAUUGUUCACGGUACCAGCGGCGCUAUUGGACGAAGUAUAUCAGCACAUGAUGGAUACUCAUCCGGCGGAGUUGGAUAUCGCCCUAUCUCGUCGCGUCGAAGAGCAAUGCGGGGAUGAAGUAGAUCCUUGCAGCGAGGCGGAGACGUUCUCGGUAGAAGAGACACUGACCAUGUCGACAACCACAGCGACAACUACGACGAGAAAGAUGUGGACGAGAGAACAAUGUUUACACCAGACCGCGGGUGUCGGCGGUGAUAUUGGACCAAAGCACCGACGAUCAAAGAGACCAGGAAGUCGAAGGAAGGAGGAGGGCAGGAGCAACAGCGUAGAUAGUGGAUCGAGCGAGGAUCCAUCCGAUCCUCGGCGAAGAUCCUCGCCGAUAGUGAUUACCGCCAGUCUCACCAUACCCAUGUCUGACGCGUUCACCUUGAACCUCGACGAUCCGGACAUUCCUUACAUCGAGGAAGCACCGAAGCAACCGAGCGCUCCCCCGAGGCGACAGAGGCAGAGGUCCAUUUCCGGUUGCAGCGAAGGAGGAAGACACGGAAGUGAUAGCGCCGUGGGUUCCUCGGCGACCCUCUCGGGCGAUCAAGCGUUGAGUUCCCCGCCCUCAUGGGCGUCGUCGCCUCCGGCGAGUCCCGACAGCGCGGUCACCGCUGUUUCAUAUAUCCCGGAUCAGCAGGCGGUUCUCCAGAGAGUCUCAUUCACGACCUCGAGCGAAGUAAGGCAGGUGAACAGAUCGACCGGCCAGCAGGAAGCGAGUAGGAGUGCAGCGGUGCCGUACACGCCAAGCAUCACUAGUAUCGGCGGUGCGGUUUUGAGGUCCAAGACCGCCGAUAUCGAGAGAAUGCUGCAGAUCUCGCGGUCAGAUGUCGAGCCCACGACCCUGCAAACGAGCAAGAACUCGACGGGAACUUCGAGCGAGAGUAAGAAGUACACAAAGAGGCGGUACACGGACUCGAGGCAUCAAACGCGUCAUAUACCCGAUGCCGACACCCUGGCUGGCAAGACACCGCUUGGCGUGACGUCCACGUCGACGACGUCGCCUUCCGCCCCCGCCUCCACGACGGUAUCGACGCAGAAGCAACGUGUGCCGGUGCAACCGGUGUGGAAGAGGCGAGAAUUGAUCUCCAGUGCUCCGAAGGAUAGGGAGGGAUACUUUUAAUUUAUUAUCUGCGAUUACAAUAUCGAAUCGAGAUUCGAAAUUGCUUAUUGAAUGUCAGCGACGGAUCAUGGUACGUACAAUUAUUAUAUAGUAGAUGACUUGAACGCAAAUUGCCAUCUAUAUAUUAUUAUUAUUAUCUUUAACAGCGAAUAAAAUUUAAAAAUUUAAUUUACAUUCGAUCGAUAUAAUUUAAAGAUGCGUGAAAAGUAUAAUACGGUCAUAGGCAUAUCUUCCUCAUUAUUUCAUUGCUCUUUCAUAUUACUAUUUUAAAAUAUUUAUCUGAAUUAUUCUAGCAAGAAGAAAUUUAUCAAGUGUUACAUUGCACGUCGCAUUCCAAAAGAUAGCUCUAAAUUUUCUUUUUUCGAUUAAAAUUCCUAUCUCUGCAAAAAGAGCAUUAUUUUUCACUAGAUGACACACGUCGAUCAAAUUAUGUCGCUUUCGCCUCACGAUCUCGAAUUUCGAUGCGAUGAAUGGGACAGUCACUGCCGGUCAGGCGUGGCCUGGAAAAGUGUUCCUUAAUACGUUUCUCAUAAUCUCGCGAGAUCGCACGAUUUGGUGAAUCGCGAGACAUUUGUUGGUUCCUAGACUAGUGCCGUCCUCGUGUUCGCGAAGGAUCUCCUUGACGAAAUGCGCAUUCUCGUUUCACGACGGGGUUUUAUCGACCCUUCGGUCGGACGGACCUUGACAAAGUUAAGUAACGGGUGCUCGAAAGGACAAGAAAAUUGGCGUAAAAGGUAUACGUAGAAUAUUAUCUUACUUCUCGCGCGAUAGAAGCAUUAAUUGCCGCGAGCUCGAUGCUAGCCUGAAAGUCGUUAUCUCGUCUGUACUUACCUUAAUUGCAGUUGUCGACGGUGACGAUGAGAGACUCAAAAUUUAUUCGUCUUUUCUAAUUUGUCCUCUCUGCGACAUAAUUAUUAUCGUGAACUGUCGUGAGAGAGACACGUGCGUUAUAUUAUAUUAUCAAUGUUAUCGUUAAGUUUUCUUUUUCAGUGUCUCUCUCUCUCUCUCUUUUUCUUUCUGUAAGUUAAUAAAUAAAAGUUAAUUUUUUUACUAUGCGUCAUCUUAUUUCAGCUUCGUCGCAGAUCAACCCAGUUGCUAAAUAAGUAAGAUAAAAAAUUCGAAUGCUUCUAAAUCCUUUUCCUAAAUUACUGUUAUGUCAUAAAACGGUUCAAUAUAUUUUAUAUACAUAAUUUUUAAAAAAUAAGAAGUCAGUUUCUCAUAAAUUAUUUUAGAAUUAUUUUAGAAUUUUAUAAUUUAGUCCUCAGUCCUUUGUUAUACGGGGUUGUCCUAUAAAUACUUAUAGAAAAAGUAGAAUUAUAACAAAUAUUUUAUAAAACGUUUCAGUACCUUUGAAAAAAAUAAAUACACACCCAAGUUAAUUUUUUAAAAUAUUAAUAUCUUGACACUAUUAUGUUGCAAUAAAAGAGAUGCAGUUUUAGAUUAAAAUAUAAUAAUAUUGUGUACUUGAUUAUUCAGUAAUCCUAAUAUAUAUCUUGUUCUAGAAAUGCUCAUUACUCGAUAAAGAAAUGACGAGUACCCUGUAAAAAAUCAGAGAUCUCCAAUGAUGAUAAAGGCCAUGCAUACAUUUUAUUGAAACUCGUUUAUUAUUCAAUUUCUUACCGUGCCGUCCUUGACAAGCACUUAAAUAGCAUCUACACAAUCAAUAUUAUUAAUGCAACUAUAUUGUGCCAAUAAUAUGUAGGUAUAAUAUUUGCUCGAUAUCAAUAUUCAUUAAAGGAACACUGAAUAAUAUAAGAUAUGUUGUAUAAUAAUAUUGAUUGCGUAGAAUCACUUUAUAUCACGUUAUCAAUAAUAUCAUUGAAUACGUACGAACUUUACAAAAACAGCCGACUUAACAAGUAGAUAGGUGCAAAUGUGACAAAUAUAUCGUUCGCAUUAGAAUGUGAACGGAUAUCUGCGUGUAGGUAUAUACAAUAUAUACGAUUACACAUCCUUGACCGGCUCACUAAAUAAUAGAAGUUAACUAUUAACAUUAUCUAGUAUGAACGAUAACAAGGAAAUGAAAUAUGUCACAACAAUCUUGUGGGAUGAUAUAAAGAAUUUGCAAGGAUGAUUUUGCACCAGCAUAAAAGAAAUAUUUUGACAUCUUUUUUUCUAAUUAAAUUAUGAGUUUAACAUUGACAAAAAAAAAAAAUUAAUAACUGAGACAUUGACACUUCUUAAAAAAAUAAAAAGUUUAUCUUUGAUUUUUAUAUUGAUGUUUUUAAAAUAGAAAAAGUGAUAUCAAUUUACCAUGCCACUCAAUUGAAUAAAAAAUAGUAAA
Solenopsis invicta (red fire ant) is the source of this 7785-nucleotide messenger RNA. RefSeq lists its product as uncharacterized. The coding region runs from base 1269 to 5501 and encodes 1410 amino acids. NCBI's taxonomy places the organism in Eukaryota, Metazoa, Arthropoda, Insecta, Hymenoptera, Formicidae. Gene Ontology annotation, biological process: signal transduction. The transcript is spliced from 12 exons. The record is from RefSeq and is a predicted model, not a curated record.